AUGGCCGAAUUGCGCGAGUACAAGCUCAUGCUGCUAGGCGACGGCGGUGUUGGCAAGUCGAGCCUCAUCGUUCGAUACACCCACAAGAUGUUUGUUGAAGAGCUCGAUCCGACUAUCGAGGACAGCUAUCGCAAGUCCGUGAUCAUCGACGAUGAGGCAGGCCUCAUCGACGUGCUUGACACAGCACCCCAAGAGCACCUGAGCGCAAGGAACGAUCGCCCUCUCCGCCUGCACCAAGGCUUUCUCCUUCUCUACGAUAUCACUAGGCGCAGGUCGUUCGAGGAGCUGGCCAGCAUCCGCGCCAACGUUCAAAGAGCCAGGAGCGAGCCGCACUUUCCUCUCGUCAUUGUCGGUACAAAGUGCGAUCUUGACGAGCUCCGAGUCGUCGACGCUGCCGAAGCCGCCACACUUGCGGAAGAGUGGGGCGCCGGGUUCAUCGAGACCUCGUCCAAGUCUGGCGUCAACGUUGAUCUUGCCUUUGCGGAAGCCGUCCGCGCCAUCCGCAACACCGACAGCCUCAAAGCUGGACAGUCCAAGAAGAGCAGCAAGUGCUUAACCAUGUAA
Messenger RNA from Thecamonas trahens ATCC 50062, 564 nucleotides. RefSeq names its product Ras-1. Gene Ontology annotation, cellular component: plasma membrane. Bases 1 to 564 code for a protein of 187 amino acids. Gene Ontology annotation, biological process: signal transduction. The transcript has a single exon. Gene Ontology annotation, molecular function: GDP binding; GTP binding; GTPase activity. The record is from RefSeq and is a predicted model, not a curated record. Lineage: Eukaryota; Apusomonadida; Apusomonadidae.